Artibeus jamaicensis (Jamaican fruit-eating bat) is the source of this 6575-nucleotide messenger RNA. It is a transcript of the gene SLC9A4, whose product is annotated as solute carrier family 9 member A4. Gene Ontology annotation, cellular component: membrane. The transcript has 12 exons. Lineage: Eukaryota; Metazoa; Chordata; Mammalia; Chiroptera; Phyllostomidae. Bases 397 to 2868 code for a protein of 823 amino acids. Gene Ontology annotation, biological process: proton transmembrane transport; sodium ion transport; regulation of pH. Gene Ontology annotation, molecular function: sodium:proton antiporter activity. The record is from RefSeq and is a predicted model, not a curated record.
GAGAAAGAGCAGGUGCAAGACAGGUAGUACUUUCCUGGGAUCUGGUAGAGAGAGGAGGAUUCCCUUCCUGGCUAAAAGGACUCCAAUGAUACCUGAAAUGAGCACCUUAGUGGUGUAAUUUUCACUCACGAGGCCAAACCAGUGUGCAGUGAAGUGAGGAGACAGUUUUGAAUGAAGAGAUAUUUUUUUCUCCUUCAUAAUCUUUCUCUCUUCAAAUCACGAUCAGGUAAAGGCCCCACAGAUAGCUCCCUGGACUUUAACAAAUCUACCGAAUGAUUGCAUUUGAGCCAGAAGCUGAGUUGCCUGAACAUGAAUCUUUUAAAGAAUAUUUGAAAACAUCUACAUUCACAACUCAAUAACACACUCAGACUCUUAUUGGGAUGACCUACGGACUGUAUGAGUGUUACUUUUAACCAAGUGGAGGUUGCUGCUCUCCAGAAACCUACUCACUUCAGAGGUGUGGCACACAGGACAGAAGAAGCUCACAGCAUGGGUUUUCAGGUGUUUGUGCCUUUUUGCCAUUGGAAUUGGUUGCUGUUGCUAGUGAUCCUCAAGAGUUCUGAAGCAACUUCGGAUUUGAACAAAUCCACAAAUUCCUCUGAUAUUCGGUUUGCUGCUGCCAGCACAGAGCUAAAUGAGAAGAUAAGUGUUUUUACACUGGAUUAUGACUACGUGCAAAUUCCUUAUGAGGUCACCCUCUGGAUACUUCUAGCAUCCCUUGCAAAAAUAGGCUUCCACCUUUACCACAGACUGCCAGGCCUCGUGCCAGAAAGCUGCCUUCUCAUCAUUGUUGGGGCUCUGGUGGGUGCCAUCAUUUUUGGCACCAACCACAAAUCACCUCCAGUCAUGGAUUCAAGCAUCUACUUCUUGUAUCUCCUUCCACCCAUCGUCCUGGAAGGCGGUUACUUCCUGCCCACCCGGCCCUUCUUUGAGAACAUCGGCUCCAUCCUCUGGUGGGCAGGCCUGGGUGCCCUGAUCAAUGCCUUUGGCAUUGGCCUCUCCCUCUACCUCAUCUGCCAGAUCAAGGCUUUUGGCCUCAGUGACAUCAACCUGCUUCAGAACCUGCUGUUUGGCAGCCUGAUCUCGGCUGUGGAUCCAGUGGCUGUGCUGGCUGUGUUUGAGGAGGCACGAGUGAAUGAAGCACUAUACAUGAUGAUCUUCGGGGAGGCUCUUCUCAAUGACGGCAUUAGUGUGGUCCUAUACAAUAUAUUACUUUCCUUCACAAAGAUGCAUAAGUUUGAAAACAUAGAGACUGUUGACAUUUUGGCUGGAUGUGCCCGAUUCAUUAUUGUGGGGGUUGGGGGAGUAUUUUUUGGCAUUAUUUUUGGAUUCGUUUCUGCAUUUAUCACACGUUUCACUCAGAAUAUCUCUGCAAUCGAACCACUCAUCAUCUUUAUGUUCAGCUAUUUGUCUUAUUUAGCUGCUGAGACUCUCUAUCUCUCCGGCAUUCUGGCAAUCACAGCCUGUGCAGUGACGAUGAAAAAGUAUGUAGAAGAAAAUGUGUCCCAGACAUCCUACACGACUAUCAAGUAUUUCAUGAAGAUGCUGAGUAGUGUCAGUGAGACAUUGAUUUUCAUCUUCAUGGGUGUGUCCACUGUUGGGAAGAAUCACGAGUGGAACUGGGCCUUUGUCUGCUUCACCCUGGCCUUUUGCCAGAUCUGGAGAGCCAUCAGUGUGUUUGCUCUCUUCUAUGUCAGUAACCAGUUUCGGACUUUCCCCUUCUCCAUCAAGGACCAGUGUAUAGUUUUCUACAGUGGCGUUCGAGGAGCUGGAAGUUUUUCACUUGCAUUUUUGCUUCCUCUGUCUCUUUUUCCUAGGAAGAAAAUGUUUAUCACAGCUACUCUAGUAGUUAUAUAUUUUACUGUAUUUAUUCAGGGAAUCACAAUUGGCCCUCUGGUCAGGUACCUGGAUGUUAAAAAAACCAAUAAAAAAGAAUCCAUAAAUGAAGAGCUUCACAUUCGCCUGCUGGAUCACCUGAAGGCUGGAAUUGAAGAUGUGUGUGGGCAAUGGAGCCACUACCAAGUGAGAGACAAGUUUAAGAAGUUCGAUCAUAGAUAUUUACGGAAAAUCCUAAUCCGAAAGAACCUGCCAAAAUCAAGCAUUGUUUCUUUGUACAAGAGGCUGGAAAUAAAGCAAGCUAUUGAGAUGGUAGAGACUGGUAUUCUAAGUUCUGCAGCCUUUUCCAUACCCCAUCAAACCCAACGGAUACAAGGAGUCAAAAAGCUUUCCCCAGAAGAUGUGGAGGCCAUGAGGGACAUUCUGACACGCAAUAUGUACCGAGUUCGACAGAGGACACUGUCCUAUAACAAAUACAAUCUCAGACCUGAAACAAUUGAGAACCAGGCUAAAGAGAUCCUGCUUCGCCACAAGAACACCUUCCAGGAGAGCAUGAGGAAAGGCCACAGCCUGCCAUGGGGAAAGCCGGCUUGUGCCAAAAACAUCCGCUACCUGUCUUUUCCCUACAGCAAUCCUCAGCCUGCAAGAAGAGGCAGGAGGGCUGUUGAUUUCAGAGAUAAGGAAAGCAGUGAUUCAGAACUCUCCUUCGACAUGUUCACUGCACACUCUCGAGCAAGGUUGCUUCAAGAAAGACAACUGACAAAAGAAAUAAUCCCAGUGAAAAUUUCAAACAGAAGAGGGAAGCCAUCCAACUUUCAUUAUCAAAGAAGUAGAGGCCCAGAAGAUCAUGUUGGCGGAGAGAGAAGGGCAAUCUUAAGACCCAAACCAAUGUUUCAUGCAGUAGAUGAAGAGCAUGAAUCUGGAGGAGAGAGUGAAGAAGAGGCCUCAGCAGCUGGGUCCAGAUGGUCAUCUGAGCACAGACACAGAAGGGAACACCACAGAUCCCAUAGUCCGUUGCUCCAAAGGAAAUAGUUUUAUUGUGCACAAGAUUGUUUCUGAGCUUCUCAAGAGUUCACCUUCCUAUUGUUGUAAAAGAAGGAUUUUUAGAAUUCUAAAGAAAACUCUUGAGUUUACUUUUCUUUUUGAAGCUAUUAGACAUGCAUCUAUAAGAAGCAAGGAGAUUUUUUGAAAGACUAGGAGUACUAACUUUCAGCUUGUGCCAUAUUCUUAGCUGGUGCACUUUGUAGAUAAUUCCCUAUGAGUGACAGAUAUUCAUGACCACAGAAAUUGUUCACUAAGUAUUUCUAAGUGCGUGUGAUUCAUUUACUUUAUUGAGGUACAAUGUGAUUUGUAUUUAUCUUAACAAUAUGCAUGUGCAACUUAUAAUCGAAGUAGUCCUAGGAGGAGUCUAGAAAUAUCCUGAUCCAACCCCAUGAGGUUACAGAUGAGGACAUCUUGCCCAAGGUCAAGUGGUGAGUUACUGGAUUCACAAGCUAAUUAACCUCCCUCUCAAGAGAAUGCUUUUGAUUUUGAUUUUGAUAUGCACUAUUCAAUAAUUAUAUGUUUGGGAGGAAAUAAAAUUUGUCAUAACAUUACUACAUUUAAUCAGUAGCAACAAUAGAUGUAUGUGAUACAGACUAAAGAAUUAAUCUGCAAACAAUGGACUUGUCUAUUUUGUAAUUGGAAUAUUUAUUUAAAAAACAAAUAUUAGAAACAAAAUAGCCAUAAACAGACUUUAAAUAUCAAUGACAUAAAUAACAUGUAUUUAUGGGCACUUAUAAGGUGUGAUAUUUUCUCCUAAUGAUUGAAACUAUUUUCUAAUUUAAUUUUUCAUUUUCAUUGUCCCCAAACUUGACCUUGAACCUCACACUCCAGCUCAUCAACUUUGCUAGAUGACUUUAUCUUUUCCUUCUCUUCCUCUUCUCUUUCUUAUGACCACCUAUAUAUUUAACACUUAUUAAAUAACAUUUAUUGUCCCAAAUGGCUAAUCUAUAGUAAUCAGUUAACCACAGUGUUCUUUAUUGUUGCUACUUUUGACAUCUCUUAUCAUCCCCAACUGAUUUAAUAGUAUACAUCUUUAAAGGUCAUGAUCCAAUAUAACCAGCUCCUAGACCUACCUUGAUUUUCUUAAUUAGAAGGGAUCAAGUGGUCCUCCUCCUUCUUGUGCCCCACACCACUUUGGAUGUGUUAUGAGACUUAUCUGGGAAUUAUAUUACAUGUGUGUGUGUGUCCACUUCUAUGGUCCAAGAAUGGGAAGGACAGUUUAUUCCUUUUUAAUUUUAUACAUUUAUCAGUUAUGACUUUUAUCUCCAACAUUUACUUCCUAUUUGCUUCAGCUUUUGUUGUUAUAAUGUUAUAUAUGGUAGAUUCUCUAUAAAUGAAGUGAUGAUGACAUUUUAGAGCUGAAAAUAUAUUAGAGAAGAUGUGAGGUAUUCUUAUCUUCUAGGUGAUAAAAAAUGAAGUCUUGGGAAGGUACCUGAUGCCAGUUCAGGGUCUGCUUCCCCUUGAAGGACAUGGGCUUGUCCUCUAGUAUAACCCAUAGGUGCCAUUAACUGCUGAAAAAUGUAUGACUUGACACACAUUUAUAAUUUGUGAGUGACAUUCACUCAGGUUCCUGCUGCAGUGGUAGAAAUGGCAAUCAAAGGAGUCAUUUGUCUUUCUUCUGAAUCUGAAAUAUAAGACUGCUUCUAAGUUGUCUAAAUAUUUGGAUUUUAAUAAAACUGUAUACUACCAAGUAAUAAUAAUCAGUGCAAAGGAAUGGAAGCACAUAUAAAACCUAGAGAUCUUCAUGUUUUUUAUUUAAAUGAACCGACAAUCAAAGCCACAGAAAAAGCCUAUUAACCCUAAGAGUGAGUCAUUAUCCUUAAGCUAUGAAUGAAGAUAUAGAGACUGAGAGACAUCAUGAGAAAUCAUCUUUCCAAAUCUAAAUGCAAAACUGAUUCUUGAGAGGUGUAGAAUUCCUGUGUCACUUACUGGACACAGGAAUACCACAUAAUACCAGAAAUCCAAAUUGUAAAGGCCCCUUCCCAGAGUAGCUAUCAAGGUCUAAGGAUUAAUAGGAGUCAUCUAACUCUACUGUUUUUCUUUGAGAUCUUGGUUUCAUUUUGGAGAGGGGUAGUAGGAUUUAGUGAGUAGAUUGGAACCUUCUCCUUUAACUAACAAAAGCCAUAAAGGAGUUGUUUUAGCUGAGGCCUUUGCUCACCUAGACACUGUCUGGCCAGGACUUCCCAAGUCUGGGAAGUAGCCCUGGAGCUCUUGCAUAAAAGGUAAGGCAGGUUAAAGGUAGCUCUGACAGGCUUAGAGAGCUGCUGGUGGAAAUGGCCUCUUUUGUUUAUCAUCUAAGAUUGUUUCAAAAUGCAGUGUUAUAUGAUCUUCAUUUCAUUAGUCACUCUGGGGAAUCAGUUGAGGGUAUAACAGGUACCUGAGGAGUACUCAAGGGUAUCAGUUUUCCAUGAUGAUUUUUUUCCCCAGCAGGCAACACACAGUUCAGCAGAGAAAGUUUCCUCUUGAGUGUUGAGGAAGAUCUGAUUCUUCUUCCUAACUCAUCUCAGGAAGCAGAUGGAAUCACACAAAAGGGGUUCUCCUAGACCUGGCUUCUGGUCCACUGAGCAGUCCACCUUCUUUACCUUUUCUGCCAGCGGCAGAAUUUGCCCUUUUAUCUCAAACCUCAAAAUAUCAGACACAAACCCCACAAAAAUUUUAAUUUUCCUCUGUAGGUUUUUUUUGCUUCUCCCCCUCCCAAGCUUAUAUAUAUAUUGCUAAGUUGAUUGGUUUUGGGUUUCUAUGAAUUUUGAAGUUGAGAAAAGUAGCAUUUCCUUGUAUUUAUCCUAUAUAGAGACUUUCUACCUUAAGGGUUUCCAUGUAUUUUCUGGAGUUUGGGAUGUGGUAAAUUUUCUUACUCAUCUUUCCUGGCCUUGAUAUGAUGCCGUGGGCACCUCCUUGUCUUUACUCAAUCUGCUUAAAGAGAAACCUUGGCCAUUGGUUGUAGAAAGGGGUCUGCUGUGGCAAAGUUGAGAUGAGAUUCUGGACACUUUAUUAUGUUUUUUUCAUGCUUUCCUCUUGCUCCUGGAGGUCAUAUAUUUCUGUGUUUCUUUUGGGAAAAUUAAAGGGUCAUGGGAGGUAGGGCUUGAAUUACUGCCUGAAUUCAGUGAUGCAUUGAUAUAUUACAGAUGACAACUAUGGCAAGUGUGUUGCAGAACUCAGGUCUUAAGCUUAAAGUGUUGGAUUCAGCCUGCAGGGAAACCCCCACCAGACUUCCUUACCUGUUUGGAUGGCUACCACUGAGAUAAUUUAGAUUUUUGAAUCAAUAUAAUUAAUUCAGAGCUCAGGUUCUAUAGUCAGAUCAAUUGUAACUGCGGGACCUUGGGCAACUUAAUUGUCAACUCUAAGCUGAAAUUUACCAAUUAACAUUUUAAGGUAUUAAUUUUAUCUGCAUCAUAAAAUGAUAAUAAAGAUUAAAUAAGGUAAUAUAUAUAUAUAAUUCUUACAUGUAGCUUAGGGUUUGUUUUAUGGUUGGAGAGGAAUCAGUUGUAAUUAUUUAGGCUAAAAAUAUGUAUAAAUGAGAAAAGAUAUACAUUGAUUGGAUAAUAUGAUGAGGCAUAAAUAAUAGAAAUAUGAGACUUUUCUGAGAGGCCAUUUGAUUGUCAAGAGGAUACUGGGGCCCUGGUGAGAGAAUGUGACAGCAGUAGAGAGCACUGAAAAACAUGAUCACAUCUCUACCUGGCUAUGUAUCUGUUUAU